Arabis nemorensis is the source of this 813-nucleotide messenger RNA. The record is from the annotation of a GenBank genome assembly. NCBI's taxonomy places the organism in Eukaryota, Viridiplantae, Streptophyta, Magnoliopsida, Brassicales, Brassicaceae.
AUGUCAGUCAACCAUUACUCAAGAGAUAUCCACCACCACAACACUCUCUCUUUGCACCACCACCACCAAAACGACACCGUAUCACCACAAAAAGAGUCUUUGUUCGAAAAAUCACUCACACCAAGCGACGUUGGAAAGCUAAACCGUCUAGUCAUACCAAAACAACACGCCGAGAAAUACUUCCCUCUCAACAACAAUGGCCUCGUCGUCAGCGAUGACGUGGCGACGGAGAAAGGGAUGCUUCUUAGCUUCGAAGACGAGUCAGGCAAGUGUUGGAAAUUCAGAUACUCUUAUUGGAACAGUAGUCAAAGCUACGUCUUGACCAAAGGUUGGAGUAGAUACGUCAAAGACAAGCAUCUCGACGCAGGCGACGUUGUUUUCUUUCAACGACACCGUUUUGAUAUUCAUAGGCUUUUCAUUGGUUGGAGGAGACGCGGCGAGGCAGCUUCUUCCUCCUCCGUUGUCUCUGCCGUGUCUCAAGAUGCUCGAGUUAAUACUACGGCGUAUUGGAGCGGCUUGACUACACCUUAUCGUCAAGUUGUACACGCGUCAACUACUACUUACCCUAACGUUCACCAAGAGUAUUCACACUAUGGCGCCGACGCUGAGACACCGACGGUGGUUGCAGGGAGCUCAAGGACGGUGAGGCUAUUCGGAGUUAACCUCGAAUGUCACGGUGACUCCGUCGAGCCACCACCGUGUCCCGACGGCUAUAACGGCCAACACAUGUACUACUACUCCACUCCUCAUCCCAUGAAUAUAUCAUUUGCAGCUGGGGAAGCGAUGGAGCAGGUAGGAGAUGGACGAGGUUGA